GUGAAGACUCUCUCUCUUUUCUCUUCUCUCUCUCUCUCUAAAACAGAAAAAAAGAGAGAGAUCCAAAAUCCAACGAUAACAGAUAUUAUCUGCUUUCCUUUUCUCCUCUCUCUCUCUCACACCGGAAUCGAAUCUCUCACGUUGGUCGAUCUUUUCUAGUAACGGCGGCGGCCAUCGCUUUCUUCUUCUUUCUCCCCCUCCAGGCCUUCAUUGGUAAUUGCUGAUUCUUGAAGGUCAGCUAUGGAGGGAGUUAAAUUCCCCUGUGGUGGGAUUAUUAACGAUUUCAAAGGAAGAAGAAAGUGUUACAAACAAGACUGGCUUGCUGCCUUCAAUUCUGGUGUCAGGAUUUUGGCUCCAACUCUGUAUAUUUUCAUUGCCUCUGCACUACCUGUGAUUGCAUUCGGCGAGCAGCUUAGCAGAGAGACAGAUCGAAGCCUUGGCAUAGCGGAAUCAUUAGCUUCAACAGCUAUUUGUGGAAUUAUUCAUUCAGUUUUUGGUGGACAACCUCUCUUGAUAGUAGGGGUUGCUGAACCCACUAUUAUAAUGUACACAUAUCUUCACAGUUUCAGCAAAAGCAGGCCUGAGUUGGGUCAGAAACUCUACUUAGCUUGGUCUGGAUGGGUCUGUGUCUGGACAGCAGUUUUGCUUAUCCUUCUUGCAAUGUUAAACGCAUGCAACAUCAUUUCUAGGUUUACAAGAAUCGCAGGAGAGCUCUUUGGAAUGCUCAUAACCGUUCUUUUUACCCAGGAGGCUGUUAAGGGACUUAUUGGCGAGUUUCUUGUCCCAAAAUCUGACGAUCCAAGUUUGGAAGUGUAUCAGUUCCAAUGGCUGUAUACCAAUGGUCUUCUUGCCGUCAUAUUCUCAUUCGGUCUUCUUUACACUGCUCUGAAAAGCAGGAGAGCCAGAUCAUGGAAAUAUGGCUUCAGGUGGAUGCGAGGUUUUAUAGGGGAUUAUGGAACUCUCCUCAUGCUUGUGCUGUGGAGCGCAUUUUCAUACACAGUCCCUAGAAACCUUCCUGAAGGAGUUCCAAGGAGGCUAGAAUUGCCACUUCCUUGGGAUUCCGAGUCUUUGUAUCACUGGACAGUGGUCAAGGAUAUGGGGAAGGUCCCGCCUCUUUACAUCCUUGCUGCAUUUAUACCAGCAAUCAUGAUCGCAGGUCUAUACUUCUUUGAUCAGUGUGUAUCUGCACAAAUGGCUCAGCAGAAGGAGUUUAAUCUCAAAAAUCCCCCGGCUUAUCACUAUGAUAUCUUUAUCCUAGGAAUCAUGACAUUGAUCUGUGGCCUACUUGGACUUCCUCCUUCAAAUGGGGUCAUUCCACAAUCCCCUAUGCACACAAAGAGUCUUGCAGUUCUUAAGAAGCAGCAAAUGCGAAAGAAAAUGGUACAGAAAGCAAAAGAAUGCAUGAAGGCAAAAGCUAGCAACUCGGAGAUCUACGGGAGGAUGCAAGAUGUGUUUAUAGAGAUGGAAACAUCCCCUAAGGCUACAGUGGUGAAAGAGUUAGAAAACCUGAAAGAAGCAGUGAUGAAAGCAGACGAUGGAGGAGGAGACACGAAGGGGAAGAAAUUUGAUCCAGAGGUACAUAUUGAAGACCAUCUGCCCGUUAGAGUAAACGAGCAGAGAGUGAGCAAUCUCUUGCAAUCGAUCCUUGUUGGGUUGUUGAUAUUUGCAGUACCAGUUCUCAGAAUGAUACCAACUUCAGUCCUAUGGGGUUACUUCACUUACAUGCUUCUGUAUUUUCUGAUAUGUUAUGGAGUGACAUGGAUACCUGUAGGAGGAAUAUUGUUCCCAUUUCCGUUCUUCAUCCUCAUUGCUCUAAGACAACACAUCCUCCCGAAGCUUUUUGAUCCAUCUCAUCUCCAAGUUUUAGAUUCUUCAGAGUAUGAAGAGAUGGUUGGUGCACCACAAAGAAACUCCAGCUUCGGUUUCAAUGGGGAGUUAAGAGAGGCGGCGCUUCCAAUCAGUGUUGUUGAGAACAGUGAAGACGAGUUUUAUGAUGCAGAGAUCCUGGAUGAGAUUACUACUAGCAGAGGUGAACUCAAGCAUAGAACCUUAAGUGUCAAAGAAGACAGAUCCCAGAUGGUAUAUCCAGAAAACAGUGGACACUCAUAA
Camelina sativa (false flax) is the source of this 2109-nucleotide messenger RNA. The record is from RefSeq and is a predicted model, not a curated record. Lineage: Eukaryota; Viridiplantae; Streptophyta; Magnoliopsida; Brassicales; Brassicaceae.